Messenger RNA from Schizophyllum commune H4-8, 1863 nucleotides. RefSeq lists its product as uncharacterized. NCBI's taxonomy places the organism in Eukaryota, Fungi, Basidiomycota, Agaricomycetes, Agaricales, Schizophyllaceae. The record is from RefSeq and is a predicted model, not a curated record. The coding region runs from base 74 to 1780 and encodes 568 amino acids. The transcript has 3 exons.
CGUGUCGCCGCGUUUCUCGACGCGCUAAGCGUGGUUCUUCAACCCAAGUACUUCCGACUCGAAGGGCAUCGACAUGCAUCGUGCUUUUGCAAUCCCAGAACUCGUCUUCCGGAUCGUCGAUAUGUUUGUUGAGGUGGAAAAUACGGAUGAGACGGACGGCGAUGGACCGUAUGUUGUCGACAGACCGGCUCUUGCCGCUUGCGCACGAACAUGUCAAGCAUUUUACCUCCCCGCCAUCACGGCGCUUUGGAAGGAUCGAGACCUGGAUAUUGAGACUGUUCUUUUGCAUUGCAUGCCCGCCGAUCUCUGGGAAGUGCAACGAGAGACAUCCUCUUCGUUCUAUAAGCGAAAUGUGACAGAUUAUCUGGUUCUCCGACGCUCAAUCCGCCACGAGGACCUAGAUCGGCUUUUCGUCGUAGCGCCGCUUGUCAACAAGCUCAUCUUUGGUCGGGCUGCCAACGUCUUUCAUAGAAGUGUCGCUAAAGAGCUGACGCAAGAGUCAUACCUUCACCUUGCCUCAGUCCUUCCCGUCGGCAUCUUCUCCAGACUACGUCACCUCGUCUGGGAGGGCCAAAGCGCCGAUCUAGACUAUCUACCCGUAUUCCUGUCACCGUCCCUCAAGUCGCUGCAUCUCCAGUAUAUCAAGACCUCAGGUCCGCGCCUCGACAUCAUUUCCAGGCUUCCGGAACGCUGUCCCAACAUCACACAAUUCGAUUUCAUGAUCUUACCCUUCGACGACUUUGGCUUUAACAACAACGCGAAGGAUGUCGUCAAGUCGAGGCUCGCUCGCCUCACACGCGCCUGGAACUUACGCGGGCUCGCGACGAACAUCACAGCCUAUAACUCCCUGAGUACUCUAGGGCAAUUACCAGACUUGAGGAGUCUCUGGCUCACGUUUGAAAAUGAUCCAGUCGCCAUACCCGUCUUUUUCCAACCUGGGUCAUUUCGAUUUAUGCGAGACAUAUUCCUUGACAGGAUCAAUAUGCGAACAAUUAUUGCACUGUUGCAGAGUUCCACCUUUCAUUCGCUGAGGAGUCUGAUCCUUCGAGGACCUGUCGAUGCAACCUCCGGAGAUUGGUCUGUCCUUCUCCGUGCCGUACGGUCUGCGGUCAUUAGCCCGAUGUCGGUCGAGUCCCUUUCCAUCGACGAGGGAUAUUGUAUUGCAGGAGCGACCCCUCAUGAAUCGACGGAAGCGAUCACCGACACCGACCUCGUCCCAUUAUUCGAUUUCCACAAUCUCGCACUCCUCUUCUUGGAACUCCCGGGAGGCUUUGAUCUCCAAGACGCGACUAUCGACCGAAUGGCCAAGUCCCUGCCUCGAUUGGAAGGCCUUGGCUUGAAGUCCCAGCACCCGCCGCGCUCGCAGCGUCGCCUUUCGCUAUCUGUGUUAGCGCCGCUCGCCUUACACUGCCCGCGCUUGAAGUUUGCACGUCUGGAUCUCGAUGCGAGGGGUAAAUCAUUUCUUGGCAGCCCACCACCAACAUAUCAGGCUUGCUCUUUGGAGUCGCUUGACGUCGGGUAUUCCCCUAUCACCAGCUCGCACGCUGUCGCCAUGUAUCUCGCGGCUUGGUUCCCGCAGCUUGCAGCUGUUGGAUACGAUAGAGACUCGGACUCAAGCAGCCUAUGGGAGGGGGUACAGAAACGGCUAGCGGCGGCGCAGAUGGCGCGCGAAGUCGCGCGACUGGAGGGUGAAGGAGAGAGUAGAGCUGCGGCCAUGGCGCGACUUGGGUUGGGUGACGGAGAGAACACGGUAGAAUCUUCGGAGGAGGAAGCAGGAUAGGUACCCUUGUCUUUUCCUGCAUUCUUGCCGAAGCUGAGCCUGGCACAGAACUCUCAUGGACUCAUGUGCGGCUUGGAGUGGGC